AUGGCUGAGACUGCGACAGCAUCCGCGCCCGGGCUUGAGCCUGCACCCUCAAACCCUGAUCUCAUCUGCCCCAUCAACCCCGACGACAUCCAGAACCGAUGGUUGAAUGCAUACGUACCUCUUCCGGGACAGGAAGUCAAAAACUACCCUACAAAUGUCAGUAAACUUAUCUUUCGGACGCUGAAGUCGUACGCGUCUAUGGCGACACGAGGGCGCUCGCCUCCAUUCAUACACCCUACGCAUCUCUCAUUAUCGCCUAUCUCGACCUGUUUUACCCUGCUACGAAUAUUCAAAGAUCCAUUACCUGAGAGGGAGAAUGUUGUUGUGGAGAUACUUCAAAGAGAAAUGACACGACUGCACGAAGGACACACUGCAUGCAGCGCGAUGGACCUCUUCAGUGUAUUUCAGGCAUAUCUCGUCUACACUAUGGUUUUGUUCUUCCAGGUCGCACCCGCACCAAUGCAAUUCAUUCGCCAGGCCAUGAUCAACCUUCAAGAAAUCGCGUGCGCCACUUCCCGACAGGGCCUCGCCUGUAAGUCAGAGCGGAUGUGGGCCCAUACUCCAUCGUCUGAAGCAUGGCAUUUCGUUGAGGCAAAGCGACGGACUCUGUACACCAUGUACUUUCUUGAUAACGUACUAUCUGCCGAAGAUGGCCUUUCGACGUACAUCGGCCACGAGCUGAAGGGCUUAUAUGCACCUGCAAGCAAGGAGCUAUGGCAAGCCAAGUGCGACGAUUGGGAAGCAACAUACAUGUCUCAUUAUCUUGUGUGGGGAACAGAUAUGUUCCGACUGGAUGAAUUGUGGCCAGUAUCUUCUAAUGAAGGAGGGUAUCGUAUCGAGAAAAGACAGGAGAGGACAGAUCAGUGGCUGGAGGGCGUUGACGAGUUCGGGAUGAUGCUAUAUGCUGUAACAGUCUGUACAUAUGGGAGCUGA
Molecule: messenger RNA, 933 nt
Organism: Fusarium coffeatum
Lineage: Eukaryota; Fungi; Ascomycota; Sordariomycetes; Hypocreales; Nectriaceae
Exons: 1
Coding region: 1-933 (310 amino acids)
Source: RefSeq, a predicted model, not a curated record